Porites lobata is the source of this 2011-nucleotide messenger RNA. The record is from the annotation of a GenBank genome assembly. Lineage: Eukaryota; Metazoa; Cnidaria; Anthozoa; Scleractinia; Poritidae.
AACGUUUCAGGUUGUGAUCGCUCUUGUCAAAGAGAAUGCAUCGAGGUGCACAAUAAAUACCGUGCAAACCAUGGCGCUCCACCGCUGGUGUUUGAUCAAAAACUGGCGGACGAGGCUCAAGCGCUGAUUGAUAAAGGAGUUUUCAAGCAUUCUGAUUGGGUGGAAUUGAAAAAUAAAGGCGCAGCUUUCGCCUGGGGUUCCCUUUUUCCAACGUUCACGGCGGUAAUAAAAAAUUGGCACGACGAAGGAUUAUAUUAUGAUUACCAGACGGGAAACCCAAAGAAGCCUACUCAGGUAUGAGAUUCGCUUUUUUUGCUGUUUAUGAGUUGCAGAAAAGCUAUUCUUAAAAGUUUGACACAACUUCAAAAUUUUCACUUUGAUAUUGUUUUCCGCCAUCUUUUAUUUUUGAUGAUUUGGUGCACGGUACUUCAAUCAAGGUGAUGUUAUCUUUGACGAUUCCAAAGACAGCUUUUAGUUCAACACAGCGUUACUACAUUUUUGUGACAUUGUUUCAAAUGGCAGCAACAUUAUUCCAACAUUACAAAGCUGUGUUGCGCUAAAAAUUUUCGUUGCAAAUCUUCUCGAGUAACAUCACCUUUAUACCACAAAACAAAUUGACACUUGAUAAGGAUAAGCCAGGUGGAUCGCUAUACAUUUUUCCAGGAAUCAGUUUGUCAAGCGACUGCUUAAUCUUGCUUAUAGAGCAGGUGAGAACUUAAUACCAUUUCGCUCACUGCACAACUGAGGGGCGUUUUUUUGUAUUUUUAGAUAGUGGAUCACUUUGCCCAGGUGGUGUGGAAGGGAGCUCAUAAAGUCGGUUGUGCGCGCGGUGGAUUUUAUGGUGAGCCGUGGUAUGUAGCUCAUUACGACAAGGCACCUGUUAUCGGCAAGCCUAUCACUACAAUCAACAUUGAAACACCGAAACAGGUAUGGAUGCCAAACGUAACUUGUAACCUAACUUAGAGUAUCUUCAUUUGAACACAAGGAGCGGACUUCCAACUUUUACGAAGAAGGAGGGUCUAAGACGACAUUUUGAUCAACCGAGCCGGCCUAUAAUCAGCCAAGCUCAAAUGAAUGGGAAACUGAUUCGGUUUUAUCAAAGGAGGUGAUGAAGUCAAUUGAAAGCAUAAAAAUAGAAUUAAUUGUAAGUGGGUUGCUGAAUCAAUGAGUCAUGAGUCAACUAAAAAAUAAUAACUCUCAAAUAUGUUGACAGAACUUAUUCUGAUGUGAAGUAUAUAUGAAAUAAUUCAUUUUUGAACUGCGGUUGUAGAUGAAAGUGAAGAAUGAUCAUCGCAGUAAAUUUACCAAUUUAAGCAACUGGAAAGAAGAAGCCUGAAAAAAAUCAGGGCUUCAACGGGAUUCGAACCUGUGACCUCCUCGUUACCGGUGCGUUGCUCUACCAACUGAGCUAUGAAGCCACACAUUCGGGAGCGAGGUCAAUUUAUUGAGUUCAUAUCUCCCGUGAGGAGUGAAAUGAUCUGAAGUAGAUAUGAAAUAAUUCAUUUUUGAACUUAUUCUAUUCACCGGCUUUCUGAAGUCCUGGGAAACUUUCAUUGUCGCUGUAGGGCGGAAAGCUAAUUCGUUUCUCCGUGUAAAGCCCAGUUAAAUGUAUUCGAUGCCAGCGCUUCCCAAAGCUAAGAAGCCAUGUAUCUUUUUGAAAAAAGUUUCGUAAGGUAGAAAUUGAAACAUCACAACUGUACUUGUUUUGACCAUUUGUUCAUUUUAACAGGACGACAGCACAUGGUUUAGAGAUUCUUCCCCAUUCUCCGAGGACUUGGAAAACGCGCAGCCAAUAUAGAAAACGACCUGCCCCAUCUAUAUAUGGGAAAGCAACUACGCGAGUACUGCUUUUAAAGUAAUCUAAGCCAAUGUCUUCAAAAAGACUGUGCAUUCAAAUAUUUCGGCGUAUAUGUUGUAGCAAACCUUUCUGUUGCGCGAAUUUUCCUUUCACUUAGAUUAAGACAGAUUAUGGAGCUGAAACUAAAGCAAAGUAAGAUAAUAAUUUAACUGC